Pectinophora gossypiella (pink bollworm) is the source of this 1000-nucleotide messenger RNA. RefSeq names its product transcription factor SOX-14-like. The record is from RefSeq and is a predicted model, not a curated record. Gene Ontology annotation, molecular function: DNA-binding transcription factor activity, RNA polymerase II-specific; RNA polymerase II cis-regulatory region sequence-specific DNA binding. Gene Ontology annotation, biological process: regulation of DNA-templated transcription; anatomical structure morphogenesis; cell differentiation. The coding region runs from base 66 to 749 and encodes 227 amino acids. Lineage: Eukaryota; Metazoa; Arthropoda; Insecta; Lepidoptera; Gelechiidae. The transcript has 4 exons.
UGUUGAUAAAAAAAUAAAUUGCAUUCGAAUUUUGGACAUUUGAAGUUUAAAAAAUAAAAACCAAUAUGUCGCUAGGAAAACAGCCAGCUGAACACAUCAAAAGACCGAUGAAUGCCUUCAUGGUGUGGUCUAGAGGGCAGAGAAGGAAAAUGGCCCAGGAUAACCCAAAGAUGCAUAACUCAGAAAUAUCUAAAAGACUGGGCGCUGAGUGGAAACUGCUGACUGAGAUGGAGAAACGGCCAUUUAUUGACGAAGCGAAGAGGUUACGAGCUCUUCACAUGAAGGAGCACCCGGAUUACAAGUACAGGCCGCGGAGGAAACCGAAGGCCUUGAUCAAGAAGGAACCAAAGUUUGGAUUCGGCAUCAGCGGCCUGAUGGCGCCAGUCCCAAGACUUGUCGCUCCACAGCCCGGCCCGCAGAUGCCGCAUCCAGGAAUGCCUCAGCUGCCCAUGCCACACUCGCUGCUACAGGACAAACCUGACCUGAGCCGCGCCUUGUUCCCGCCGCUGCCCUACCCCUUCUACCCCUUCAAGCUGCCCACUGACGACGGGAAACUUGCUGCUGAGUUGGCGCAUUUACAGGCUCUUUACGGCGGCGCACUCUACAGCAGCGCCCUGUACAACAGCGCGUUAUCCCCUUGCGGUUGUCCCCCGCGUAGGACGCCGUCCCCCCCUCCCGCGGACGUCAAGCGUCCUGUGGCCUACGUCCUGAUGAAGAGUGACGAAGAGCCCCCCCAGCAUGUGAUAUGAAGGCCGGUGGCGCUCCCGGCGCGCCCUUGGCCGGCGCACUGGGAGCGGCCGUCGACGUCGACGCAGGAGCGAAGCAGCUCGCCCGAUAGUGUGUAAGACUGAUAGGAAAUUUAGUAGUAUAGCAUAGGUGCACACAGCGAUCAAUAGCUGUUGGUCCUGGAUAGGUACUAUUUACUUAAGUAAGUAGUCGUUACAUAAACCUCAUCAGAGGCCCCUGACAAUGAGAAUUACUUAUUUAAUUUUAAAUUCUA